AUGUUGCUUACACUCAAACCUUUACAACAGCACGGGUUUGCAAAUCCCUAUGCAGCUUCAUCUGCUCAACAACGCUCUCCCUCCUCAUACUAUUCCUCACCCCCAAAGUCCGCUUCUCUUCCUCCUCUACCGGAUAACAAACCCCGGAGAAUGAGCACACCACACCGAGGCCUGCCGCCUCCCUCAGCCAUGGAACGAAGUCUGCCAUUGCCCGAACGAGCGCCACAAACAACCGGCCUGUCAUUGGCUUCGCUGCCUGCCGCGCCUUCACAAUGGCAAGGCGGUCAAGACGAGUCAAUGCGAACCUGGUUACACGCCAAAUCCGAGGAGGAUCGACGCAAACAGGAAGAAGAAAAGACUCGACAAGAGGGCUUGAGGUUGGAGCAGCGAAAGCUCGAACAAAACAUGCUACAAGAAUCUCUACGGGGCGGGAUCCCUCCACCAAUGGUUCCGAUGAUCUUUGCCAGCCUUGGGGGAGGCCAGGUUGCGCAAUUGAGUCUGGAAUGGGCCCAACAUUACAUGCAACAGCUCACUAUCCAGCAGCAGGCCCAAAUCCAGCAGCAGCAGCAGCAACAACAACAGCAACAACAGCAGCAGCAACAACAGCAACAGCAGCAGCAGCAGCAACAACAGCAGCAGCAAGCCCAAACUCAGGCCCAAGCCCAGAUCCAGCAGCCGCCAGCACAUUCCCAACUCCAAACUUCACCGGAACAACGCCGAGACACCCGUCUCCUGACCGGUCCAAAUCCGAAUCCUUACGGGGCGCAGCAAAUGCAGCCGCCGGCACAGACUACACCGAUACAACCAGUGCAGCAGCCUCAAGCCAAUGCAAGCUUCACAUCCUCAUACACGAACUCUGCUCUCCCCAGCGAGCGCGUCAGGUCACAGCAACCUCUACAAGCAGCGCCACCGACAUCGAACCCACGGCCUACAACUUCACAGUCCUCUUUGUCUCGUCUCAACACCGGUGGUGAUCUACAUGUGCCCACUCCGGGAACUUCCGCCGCUCUACAAUUGACAGGCCAGCAUCCUCUACAGCAAACGCAGACAAGCCAACAGCAAGAGCAACCCUCUUCACCUCUGUACUUUCAUCAUUGGCAACCACCCGGGGAGCAAGGCAAGUCUAAAGACAAAGAGCAAGGAACACCAUCAGGCAGGAGUGCGCACACAUCUCCAAACACGCAACCCCCAGGAUCUCACCUGCGCUCGGAGUACACCACUUCGCCCAAAAAGCGCAAAGCGACAGGGUCCCACCAGCCCGCGCCAACACCCUCCUCUCACACAUCACCAUCCUUCAACCACCAAGGCUCAUCGGGUUCCACUUCUGGCCGACGCCGCCGACAAAACUCCAGGGCCAGCGACGGCUCUUCCCGUGCAGCGCAUGAGAGUGGACGACAGAGUCUAGAGGGCGAGGCCGAAAGUAGCAGAAGUUCGGCGCAUGCUGAAACACGCCACCUUCCAGCUCAUCAUGCGGCCGGGUCGGAUAACAGGGAAAUGAGGGAGAUGAGGCAUGCAUCACGGGAUUUAAGCGAGCGAAGCAGUCCCAAACGGGAGUCAUGA
Molecule: messenger RNA, 1560 nt
Organism: Letharia lupina
Lineage: Eukaryota; Fungi; Ascomycota; Lecanoromycetes; Lecanorales; Parmeliaceae
Exons: 1
Coding region: 1-1560 (519 amino acids)
Source: RefSeq, a predicted model, not a curated record